This is a messenger RNA of Clarias gariepinus (North African catfish), 881 nucleotides long. It is a transcript of the gene myl13, whose product is annotated as myosin, light chain 13. The coding region runs from base 82 to 642 and encodes 186 amino acids. Gene Ontology annotation, molecular function: calcium ion binding. The transcript has 7 exons. The record is from RefSeq and is a predicted model, not a curated record. Gene Ontology annotation, cellular component: myosin II complex. Lineage: Eukaryota; Metazoa; Chordata; Actinopteri; Siluriformes; Clariidae.
GCAGAUUCGCACCGGGAUCAUUUCACAGGGUCUCUGCCGUUCGUCCUUUCUCUCCUUCCUUUCAUCUUCAUCUUCAUCAUCAUGGCCCCCAAAAAGAAGGAAGAGCCGAAACCCGUCGCUCCCCCAAAACCCCCGGAGCCCGAGCCGCCCAAGGAGCCCGCGUUUAACCCGGCAGAAGUGCAGAUUGAGUUCACUCCUGAGCAGAUCGAGGAUUUCAAGGACGCGUUCCAGCUUUUCGACCGAACACCAACCAAUGAGAUGAAGAUCACCUACGCCCAGUGUGGAGACGUGAUCCGAGCGCUGGGCCAGAACCCAACCAACGCUGAGGUCAUGUACGUGCUGGGAAAGCCCAAAGCUGAAGAAAUGAACGUGAAGAUGCUGGACUUUGACCAGUUCCUGCCCAUUCACCAGCACAUCUGCAGGGCCAAAGGUCGUGGCACAUUUGAGGACUUUGUUGAGGGACUGAGGGUCUUCGAUAAGGAAGGAAACGGCACGGUGAUGGGCGCUGAGCUCCGACACGUCCUCGCCACGCUGGGUGAGAAGAUGAAAGAGGGCGAGGUGGAGCAGCUGAUGGCCGGUCAGGAAGACGCUAACGGCUGCAUCAAUUACGAGGCUUUCAUAAAGUACAUCAUGGCUGGCUGAGCAGAUCCAGGAGUGCUGUCUGAUGCAGAUUUCUCCUCCUUUCCUCUUUCCUUUUCUUUCUUUCUAUUUUUUUUAUAAAACUCUUUACACUUCACUCUGGUCAUCCUGUCAGCCUCUUCCUCUCUUUUCUUUCUUUUUCUUCAUCGACUCUCAUCACUUCCUUCUGAAGAUGUUGUACGUCACAGCGCUGUUCAUUUGUGGAUCAAAGAAAAAUCAUUCAAAUAAAACUUUAUGCCUGA